Messenger RNA from Drosophila grimshawi, 2050 nucleotides. RefSeq names its product serine/threonine-protein kinase grp (gene grp). Bases 338 to 1834 code for a protein of 498 amino acids. Gene Ontology annotation, cellular component: cytoplasm. The transcript has 7 exons. Gene Ontology annotation, molecular function: tau-protein kinase activity; protein serine/threonine kinase activity; ATP binding. NCBI's taxonomy places the organism in Eukaryota, Metazoa, Arthropoda, Insecta, Diptera, Drosophilidae. Gene Ontology annotation, biological process: protein phosphorylation; DNA damage checkpoint signaling; microtubule cytoskeleton organization. The record is from RefSeq and is a predicted model, not a curated record.
GCAAAAGAAGGCGACGGCGGCCUUUGACUACAUUUUCUCAUAUUAGAGCAAAUUUAAAAUAUUAAUAGUAGAUAGAAAUUAUGCCCACCAAUUGAGUUAUUCAGUUCUGUGGUUUAAAAGUGCUGUCGCUAAACAAAGCGAUUGUUAGAACAAAAGGUGUGCAAAAAACGCCGCUGCAAGUGCAAGUGUUUUCAAAGCGCUCGGCAGCGCUAUGCUGGCUCUCUUGACAAACGGAUGAUAAAGGCGCAUGGCGACAGGAUACGCGUUGACAGGAUAUUGAAGCACCUUAACCGAAAUCCAAAAAUCCAAACACACGGCGACCCACGCAACAGCGACGAUGACAGCAACAACAACAACAACGUCGGCGACCCGUGAAUUCGUCGAGGGAUGGACCCUGGCACAGACCCUAGGCGAAGGUGCAUAUGGCGAAGUCAAGUUGCUUAUAAAUCGACAGACGGGCGAGGCUGUGGCCAUGAAAAUGGUCGAUCUGAAGAAGCAUCCGGAUGCGGUGAUCUCCGUUCGCAAGGAGGUCUGCAUACAAAAGAUGCUGCAGGACACGCACAUCCUGCGCUUCUUCGGCAAACGUUCGCAGGGAGACGUGGAGUACAUAUUUCUCGAAUACGCUGCCGGCGGAGAGUUGUUCGAUCGCAUUGAGCCCGAUGUUGGAAUGCCGCAGCAUGAAGCGCAGCGCUAUUUCACACAGCUGCUGUCCGGUUUGAACUAUUUGCAUCAACGUGGCAUCGCUCAUCGUGACCUGAAGCCGGAGAAUCUGCUGCUGGACGAGCAUGACAAUGUGAAAAUCUCUGACUUUGGAAUGGCCACCAUGUUUAGAUGCAAGGGCAGGGAGCGGCUGCUGGACAAGCGUUGCGGCACUUUGCCAUAUGUGGCGCCGGAGGUGCUGCUGAAACCCUACCACGCACAGCCGGCGGACAUUUGGUCAUGCGGCGUCAUAUUGGUCACAAUGCUGGCGGGUGAGCUGCCUUGGGAUCAGCCAUCGGCUAGCUGCCUGGAAUUCACCAAUUGGAAGGACAACGAUCGCUGGCAAACGCAGACACCGUGGAGCAAACUGGAUACGCUGGCCAUAUCGCUGCUGCGCAAAGUGCUCGCCAGCAGUCCGGGCGGGCGACUGACGCUCGAGAAGAUCCUCGAUCACAAGUGGUCCAACAUGCAGUUUGCAGAGCAUGAUCGUUCCUAUGAUUUGGUUGACUCGGCGGCCGCCAUGGAGAUUUGCUCGCCGAAGGCCAAGAGGCAGCGACUGCAGUCCAGUGCACAUCUCUGCAAUAACCUGGAUGAUUCGGUGUCACGCAACUAUUGUUCACAGCCCAUGCCCACAAUGCGCAGCGACGAAGAUGGGCAGGUGGACGAGGCCAGACAGACGCUGGCGCAGGAGGCACGUCUCACCUACUGCUUCUCGCAGCCGGCGAUGCUGGAUGAUCUGCUGCUGGCCACCCAAAUGAAUCAGACGCAGAACGCAUCGCAGAACUACUUCCAGCGCUUGGUGCGGCGCAUGACGCGCUUCUUUGUGACGACGCGCUGGGACGAUACGAUCAAGAGGCUGGUGGGCACCAUUGAGCGACUGGGCGGCUAUACGUGCAAAGUUAGUGAUGAGGGCGUGGUGACCAUCUCCACGAUUGAUAGGCGAAAGUUGCGCUUGGUCUUCAAGGCGCACAUCAUUGAAAUGGACGGCAAGAUACUCGUCGACUUCCGUCUGUCCAAGGGCUGCGGCUUGGAGUUCAAGCGUCGUUUCAUCAAAGUCAAGAAUGCCCUGGAGGAUAUCCUGCUCAAGGGACCAACGACUUGGCCCAUUGCGAUCGCAACGAAUUCGGUGCCUUAGUUUAUAGUUUUUAAACAAUCUCUAUUAGCUCUCACUUGUGCUAAACUAUUUUUAAUCACACAUCUUACUGUUACAUUUUUAACAUCACUUUAUAAUGGCAGGCAUAGAUUUUAAGUACAUUCGAAAAGCUUUCAGUUUUGUUAAAUGUUGAAUGAGUAUUUUAAUGUAGUUAGUUAAACGUUAUGAAACAAUAAAUUGACACUGAUUUUAUAUAAA